UUCAGUGGGCCUGAGAUGUGUUUCCCCUGGAUGUGCACGUCCCUGCUUCUGGCUUAUCACAUCUCGUUUGUUCUGUGUGAGUAGGUAGAAAAUGAGCAUCACGGACGUGCUCAGUGCUGAUGACAUUGCAGCAGCCCUCCAGGAAUGCCAAGACCCAGACACUUUUGAACCCCAAAAAUUCUUCCAGACGUCAGGCCUCUCCAAGAUGUCAGCCAGUCAGGUGAAGGACGUUUUCCGGUUCAUAGACAACGACCAGAGCGGGUACCUGGAUGAAGAGGAGCUUAAGUUUUUCCUCCAGAAGUUUGAAAGUGGUGCCAGAGAACUGACCGAGUCAGAAACCAAGUCCUUGAUGGCUGCUGCGGAUAAUGAUGGAGAUGGAAAAAUUGGAGCAGAGGAAUUCCAGGAAAUGGUGCACUCUUAAAAGCCCCAGUGUCUGCAGAAAAGAGAGAAAGGAAUGAUCACCUGGAAGGAUUCCAAAGCCCUGGGAAUGGGGAACCCCACAUCCUACCCCUACCUAAUUUGUUAAUUUCCCAGAAACCUUCUGCAGUUUGCUCAUUGUUUCAGCGAGGUCAUGAGUCACUCACAACGUUCUCGGUGGUGGAUAUGCCCUGACGACUUCUGUAAGCCCCCAUCCCCCAAUAGGCAAUGCCUCUAAAAAUCACCCAAUAAAGACAGGCUUCUCAUCA
This is a messenger RNA of Mandrillus leucophaeus (drill), 686 nucleotides long. It is a transcript of the gene OCM, whose product is annotated as oncomodulin 2. Gene Ontology annotation, cellular component: nucleus; cytoplasm. Gene Ontology annotation, molecular function: calcium ion binding. NCBI's taxonomy places the organism in Eukaryota, Metazoa, Chordata, Mammalia, Primates, Cercopithecidae. Bases 92 to 421 code for a protein of 109 amino acids. The record is from RefSeq and is a predicted model, not a curated record. The transcript is spliced from 4 exons.